Molecule: messenger RNA, 2804 nt
Organism: Lepisosteus oculatus (spotted gar)
Lineage: Eukaryota; Metazoa; Chordata; Actinopteri; Semionotiformes; Lepisosteidae
Source: RefSeq, a predicted model, not a curated record
GGAACUCAAUAAAUACCCUGACCACGCAACUCCGAGUCCUACAGCUUUGACGAUAUUACGAAUGAACAGAAUGAAAAAGCGAGUAAAUAGUCUUUCUGGCCUGUUUUUGUAGAGUAAUUGUGAUUUCUCGUUAUUUCACUCGCUAGUCCUUGUGAAGAUGGGGUUACUGCUGUUCCUCGCCUCUCUCUUCAUUGCGGCGUCUUUCCGUUCGUGGACGUCGGCUAGAAGUAUUGGACCACGGGGAGAAAACUCAAAGCCGCCGCCCAACAUCAUACAGACCAUCUGGCUGGUCGGUCCCCCCCUCUCGGAGGACCCUGCCGGCGAGGAUGGCCUCUAUCCUCCUCUAUAUAACCGGCCAAAGCCUCCUGUGAAGUCAACGUCUCGUAGUUCACCUUCCUUCGGUCCCUUCGAGGGUGACCUGCGGGCCAAGAAACAGCAGCCACCUACCGCGCAGCUGAAAGACGCGAAAACGGUCCCCGAGUCUCCCGCAAAAAGCUCCAGGUCCCGGCCGUUCGCGGAUGGGCGUCGCCCUGGGAUCUCUGGGCCAGGCGCGAUCCCCCGGGAGCAAGUCGCGGUGUGGUGCGGCGGGGGCAGGCUGUUCCUCAGUGUGAAGAGCAAGGUGAACGGAGUGCAGCUGAAGCCCGGGGAGCUGACGCUGGGAACCGGCUGCAAGAGCACCGGCGCCUCGGGAGACCGGCUGCUCUUCGACUACGGGCUGGGCGAGUGCGGGACCAGGCGGUCGACUCAGCAGGGCCAGAUGGUCUGCAGGAACGUCCUUCGCUAUGUUCCCUCUGCUGGGAAGCUUCCCAUUCGGAGAUCCAGCCCCUUCAACGUCCCUGUGAAAUGUGCUUUAAAAAGGUUCCAGCAGAGCAGCUGGGCUCGGUUUCCCUUCAUGCACAGCGGUCCUCUCUUGGAGAGCAGGAACAGCUAUGGCUGGGCUCUGAGGGCCAUGGAUGGUGCUUGGAAAGGCGUUGCCAAGUCCAACGUGUACAGUCCUGGGCAGCCCAUACGCUUCCAGGCCUCGGCCACGCUCCGCUCGAAGGCACAGCGACUGUCGGUCCAGUCCUGUUAUGCAACGUCCCUGCCGGGUUGGCACACGAGACCCAGAUAUAAAGUGAUAGUUAAAAAAGGGUGUGUAGCUAGAAAGGCCUCUGAGGAGCUGCGGGCCAGGUUUGUCUCUACUAGAGCAAGAGAUACGGUCAACUUUGUCAUCGAUGCUUUCAGGUUGAGCUCUUCAAAGAUUUAUAUGCACUGUGUCCUGGCUGUAGUGAAUGACAAAAUAACAGAAGGCAACAAGUUGUGCAACUAUAAUCCAGCCCGAAAGAGAUGGGAUGAGCUUAAUGGUGGCCAUGCAGCCUGUAAGUGCUGCAGGGGAAAAUGCAGAGAUGCAGUUCUGAGAUCCUUGCCAAAAGACACCAGAUCCACAGUCAGUACUGGGCCUCUAGUGAUUGUAGGCCACCCUGCCACUUCCACAAAGGCCAAAUGGGAUACCAAGCCUUCAUGGCAUCGGAGAGAUAGUGCAGGCAUCUAUACCCCUGCAGAGGCAUGGUCCCUGGGGCAGAAGGAGAGGGGCAAUGGGGCAAGGUUGCACCAAGACUUUGAAGAGGCUGGUUGGAGCCCACUGACUUGGGGAGAGAAGCUUUCUGUGCCCGACAAUGAGCUUCCUUUUGAGGAUGGUGGAAACCUGUACAAUAAAAUCCUUUUUAUGGGAGAACUGAAUGACCCUUUUGAAAACCUGGGUAAAGUCCAAGUGCAGGGGACUGAGAGCAUGGAGGGGUUUCAGCAGGAUUGGAGCCUGUUUUCCCCAGAAGGCAAACUGGACGAGAGAGACCUCCUGCAGCAAGAGUGGAACCUGCCUUUGGAAAUGGAAAAGGAGCUUGAGGAUGUGACCUCGCUCGUGGUGGAUCGUGAACGUGACUGGAAUUCUGUCGGAGAUACUCCUGGCCAUUUGGAGUGGCUUCCAGGGGAUGAGCCGAAGUGGGAAGAGCAUCCCGAUUUGGAGCUGGACUUCGUGUUGUCUUUGCCGGUACAGAGUGAUGCUCCAGAGAGCUUUGGGACUCUGUUUCCACAUUCAAGCCCAGAAGGGUUUUUUAAAGCCUGGGCUCAGGUGCCAAGUGACUACGAGAGGCAUGACCGCAAAAGGGUUGGGGACUCGAAAUGGGGUUUGGAUGUGUUUGAGAAACCAAGUAAUCCUCCAGUCGUUGAUGUGGCAUUCCUGUUUCCCAGUAGAAAGGAAAUCCAAUCUGCAAAUGGAGUUAACCUUGAUUCCACUUUCAAAGGAAGAAGGCAGGGUGUGAAGCCAAGGAUGCCCAAACUAGAAACUCCAAAGAUGAACAAGUACUUGGCUCUUAAGGAUGGACCUGCACAACCUCUGCCUUCAAAGCAGAAUGAUAAGCUAGGAUAUGAGUCAUUGGUGAUGUGGAGCACUGAAUGGCUGGGAAUAGAAUCUCAGGAACUUAAGAGCCCUUCUCCACAACGGAAGGCCAUCUCUUGCAAGAACCAGAACAUCAAUUCUAAUGUGCCAGGAGUUUUCCUCUCUCGCUAUGUGCGGACUCUGACUCCAGGAAGGGCCAGAAGCCUUCAGUAUGAAGUGGUGUUCGAGGAGGACAAUGGUGUACCUCCCAAGUGGAGAAGAGUGCACAGGCAGAGUGGGAAGAGCAGGGCACCAAAUCUGAUGGAUCUGCUGGGGUUAUCCAAGGCAGAGUAGCCAGCUGUUUCCCCUCACUGGUCUGUCUUCUAAAGGGCUCAAUGCCUACAUUGUACUGUGAAGUAACUUAAUAAAAGGAAAACUGUUGAAAGAACAA